ACCAGUCCAUUCCAGUAAGACCCUCCUUGCUCCACUGGAGUAGUUCUUCACAUGUUUGCAGUCAUCCUUGAACGCAUGCGUAUCCACAUGGCGAGACAUGACGUUGCUGGAGCACCCUCCAUCACGGGACCUCGGCAAAUCGUGGAUCACGCGGCAAAUCGUGGAUCACGCGGCAAAUGUACCACAACUCGAAUCGCAUGUUCCAUCAGUACCAGUUUCCCAGCACGACCUCAUCCCACGACUUGUACGACGUCGAAGUCGUGACAUGCCCCGACACUGGAGCCCUUGAGUACGUCCAUCGCCGACAGUUCGACAUCGCCCUUCCGGCGUCGUUCCUGCUGCAAAUGUACCGAGAUAUCAUCGGCUACCUAUUGGUUCAAGAAAACUACACUCCUGUCUUGUCGGAAUCGAACGGACCGACGACGAUGCACUCGACGCCGCUGCAUGUUCCAGACCACAUCGAGCGACUGCAUGUGGUCACCGCGACUUUCCAAGAUCACCCGAGUCGGCAUGUGUUUGUAGCUCAGCAAGUCCACCGCGACCCCCAAUACACUUCGUAUCUCCAUAAUCAGCGAAAUCGAUCCCUAUGGUACGAAGUGCUAGCGUUGACCCCAACGUCGUCGAGACUGCGGUGCUUGUUCAUGUACUCGCAACUGUUCGACGGAUGCGGCGACCCCGUGGCCUUCCCCGAUGAAGCCAAGUGCUGGGGCUUCUAUCCAUCCAUGGACCAGUCCGACGGGUUGCAGCGCAUGAGGUUCAGGGACCAGAAGCGAGCGGCGGCUGCAAGACACCUCUCCGUCGCCCAAGCACGGGUACUGGCCUAUGUCCACGGACGGCACCACGCAGCCUCGACGAAAUAAUAAUAAUGGGAUACUGUAAGGGUG
Aphanomyces astaci is the source of this 884-nucleotide messenger RNA. RefSeq lists its product as hypothetical. The transcript is spliced from 3 exons. The coding region runs from base 177 to 860 and encodes 227 amino acids. NCBI's taxonomy places the organism in Eukaryota, Oomycota, Saprolegniomycetes, Saprolegniales, Verrucalvaceae. The record is from RefSeq and is a predicted model, not a curated record.